ACAGAAAUUCAUAAACUCGCGCUACUCAGAGUGAAAUGUUUCUUUGUUUCAUUCCUUCGCUUUCAUCUGUUUUUCCCCUUUUGCUUGUAAAAGAGAGAUUGUUGUUUCUAAAUAUUGAAGAACCUCGAUCAUUGUUUUGACAAUUGACAAUACCUAAUAGGACCUAGAUUUUAUUCGUUGUUUUCAUCUCAGUAGAAACUACACAGGUCAAAUAACCUCGUUAUUACAGUGUUCCAGUAAAACUAAAAUCAAAAUUGCAAAAUAGAUGUGAGUGUACAAAACACUUCUCUGUGAUCUUUUGGUUUAAGAAGCCAGAAGCCUAGAGCUGCCACGGCUCACCAAUGAUAACUGCACGAGAGGAGCGUUGAAGCCGCGCCACCGCAAGAGCCGCCACGCGAGAGUCGCCGCCGAGUGACCACGAGUAACAUCGACGCCGUGAGAAGUCGACUUCUCCCUUGGCGCCGCCGCGAGAGGUUCCACCGUGAGGACUAUAGGCUUCUCUCUUGCCACUGUGAGAAUCUGCAUCGCGGGACUCGCCACUUCCACGCGAGUUGCGAUUUUCAACGCGGAUCCAACAAAAACGCGACUUUCAGGUGAGCUUAGCGAAUAUGGAAUGUGUGGUUCAGGGAAUUAUAGAGACACAGCAUGUUGAGGCUUUGGAGAUUCUUCUUCAAGGACUAUGUGGUGUUCAGAGAGAACGAUUGAGGGUACAUGAAAUAUGUCUCAAGAGUGGUCCACAUCUGGGCAGUGUAACCUCAGAGGUGCGACUCCUGUGUGACCUAGAGCAAGCUGAACCUUCGUGGACUGUUAGACAUGUAGGUGGUGCAAUGAGGGGUGCAGGUGCAGAGCAAAUUUCUGUUCUGGUUAGGUCAAUGGUGGAAAGCAAAACAAGCAAAAAUGUUCUUCGUUUGUUUUAUACACUGGGGUACAAAUUAGAUCAUGAGCUUCUGAGGGUGGGAUUUUCCUUCAAUUUCUACAGGGGUGCACAAAUCACUGUAACAGUUUCAUCAAUCAAUAAAAUGCUGAAGUUGCAUGCAACUGACGAGGCGGUGCCAGUAACACCCGGUAUACAAAUGGUGGAAGUAACAGCACCUGCAGCUGCUGAAACCUACACUGAAGUUGCUGCUGCUGUGUCAUCCUUCUGUGAAUACCUUGCACCCGUGUCAAGGACUGCACUCCUUCAUCUCCGGUGUGUCUGAGAGCAUGGCCGCGUUUAAACGCCAUUUUUGUUACCUAUCGGAGCUUCGCAGCUUCACAUAGAUCAUUGAUAUAUUUAACUCUUCGGUGUGAAUUUCGCAGGCUACUCCACCUAUCCAAACCAGGCAUUUCAACCGGUGUUGUACCUACUGCUGCUGCAGCUGCUGCAUCUCUAAUGUCUGAUGGUGGGGGCACAACAUUGUAGUGAGACUGUACUGUUACUUUACAAUCACACUUUAUGUACAUCACUUGCUUAAUUGCUUCAAAGACACGUCAACGUAAAUUUUCACUUCACAGUCGAAAUAUGCCGUCUCUUGCUUCAUGAUCUAUAAUUUGGUAUAGAACAAUGUGAUUGUUUCAAGCUAUUGGAAGUAGGAAUAGUGUCAUGUUUUAUUCGUAAGAGAAGAAAAGAAACAGAUGCGUGGCUAAAUGUUUAAUAUGCUAAAUUUUCAAAUGUCCAUGCUUCAUUACAUACGUUUCUGUUCGUCAAUAUCGCCAUGAUUUUGUACUUAUGCCCUAGCUUUCUUUCCUAAAUUGUGAUCUCUGUAAUUCAAAAGGAAUUGAAGAUUAUAAAGACCUAUGAUGCAUUGAUUCUUC
This is a messenger RNA of Vigna unguiculata (cowpea), 1794 nucleotides long. RefSeq names its product mediator of RNA polymerase II transcription subunit 18. Gene Ontology annotation, cellular component: core mediator complex; mediator complex. Gene Ontology annotation, molecular function: transcription coregulator activity. Lineage: Eukaryota; Viridiplantae; Streptophyta; Magnoliopsida; Fabales; Fabaceae. The record is from RefSeq and is a predicted model, not a curated record. Gene Ontology annotation, biological process: termination of RNA polymerase II transcription; regulation of transcription by RNA polymerase II.